Messenger RNA from Drosophila pseudoobscura, 327 nucleotides. RefSeq lists its product as uncharacterized. Bases 74 to 232 code for a protein of 52 amino acids. The transcript has a single exon. The record is from RefSeq and is a predicted model, not a curated record. Lineage: Eukaryota; Metazoa; Arthropoda; Insecta; Diptera; Drosophilidae.
AUUUUCAUUCACCAUUCGCCUCGCGCAAAACAUAUCGAAACUCCAGUACAAAAACGAAAAACAUUCUAUCAAAAUGUUGAACACAGCAAAUCUCCUGUGUAUUGCUCGUGGUAUAUACCACAACGAGUUCCAGUGGACCCUGAGCAAGAGCUAUGCCUUCUUCUUUACGGGUGUGCUUUUGGCCAAGAAGCUGGUGGGCCUAGAACUGAUGCCCGCCGUGGGACCAGCCUAGAUGAACAGCAAAAGCAAGAAUGUGUGGGCCUUUCUGCAAAUUUUACAGUUAAAAGUUACGUAUUUUAAUACCGAAUAAAGGCACUAAAGAAAAAA